Messenger RNA from Talaromyces marneffei, 552 nucleotides. RefSeq lists its product as uncharacterized. Gene Ontology annotation, cellular component: cytoplasm. Gene Ontology annotation, molecular function: zinc ion binding; translation regulator activity; single-stranded RNA binding. Gene Ontology annotation, biological process: positive regulation of cytoplasmic translation. The transcript is spliced from 6 exons. The record is from RefSeq and is a predicted model, not a curated record. The coding region runs from base 1 to 552 and encodes 183 amino acids. Lineage: Eukaryota; Fungi; Ascomycota; Eurotiomycetes; Eurotiales; Trichocomaceae.
AUGGAGAACCAGUCUGGAAGCCGUGGCUGCUUUAACUGUGGCGAGCCUUCUCACCAGGCCCGUGACUGCCCCAAGAAAGGCACACCUACCUGCUACAACUGCGGUGGCCAAGGACACGUCAGCCGUGAAUGCACCCAAGCCCCUAAGGAGAAAUCCUGCUACCGCUGCGGUCAAACCGGCCACAUCUCCCGCGAUUGCCAACAGUCAGCCCCCGCUGGCGGCAACAACGGUGGUUUCUCCCGAGGUGGAUUCUCUGGCGGCGCUGGCGGUCAGGAAUGCUACAAGUGCGGUCAGGUCGGACACAUUGCUCGCAACUGCUCUCAGGGCGGUAGCUACGGUGGUGGUCACGGUGGCUUCGGCGGUCGUCAGCAGACCUGCUACUCUUGCGGUGGAUACGGCCACAUGGCUCGUGACUGCACACAGGGUCAGAAGUGCUACAACUGCGGCGAGGUCGGCCACGUCUCCCGUGAUUGCACAACCGAAGCCAACGGCGAGCGCGUCUGCUACAAGUGCAAGCAACCCGGUCACGUCCAGUCCGCUUGCCCCAACUAA